AGAGACGUCUCUUUUUCCGUGUUUUCAUGUCAUAAGUGGCGAGCACGGGCUCUGCCAUCUUCAAUCCACCGUCCACAACAACUUGAGACCACGCCCCCCGGCAACUGACUACUGCGGCGACGUGUUCGAUCCGGACAGGUGGCAACUUAUGACGACCUGAGCAAGCUACCUGCUACUGACGACUGGCGCUACGGCGACUGAAAGUCGCGUUCGGUGUGAACAUACCGUUACUCGUGGUGUUGUUGUUUUCUGUGUCGAGAACAUAGGAACAAACAUCAUGGGAGCCCUACAGCAGGGGUGUACAAGUCGGUCAAAGGGCCGGGGUGGUGUAGGACUUUGUUCCAACCCAUCUCACACACAAAGCUUCACCAAUCAGGUCUCUGGAUAGUGUUAUUGGUUGAUAGGUGCUGCAUGUUUCAGCUGACACCUGCUGCACACUGUGUGCUUGAUAGGUUGGAACAAACACCUGCACCACCCAGGCUUCUUGAGGACCAGUUUGGACACCCGUGCUCUUCAGUCUCGAUCUAGAUAUGCCACUGAACGACAGCUUCAGCUUCAACACCACCACCAAUGGCUCGGACUGGGAUGAGCCACGACUUUCACCAGCGAUGAACAAGAUCAUCAACACCCUGAUGGUCGUGACGCUCUUCAUCGUGAUGGUCUCCAUGGGCUGCACCAUGGAGGUGCCUAAGAUCAAGGCUCACUUGAUGAAACCGAAGGGCGUGGCCAUCGCGCUGCUGGCUCAGUACGCCGUGAUGCCUCUGACAGCCUUCGUCCUGGUUAAGGUGUUCAGGCUGACGGGCACGACAGCCAUCAUGAUUCUGAUUUGCGGAUGUUGUCCAGGAGGAUCUCUGUCCAACAUUCUAGCACUGGGCAUCAAAGGAGACAUGAACCUCAGCAUCGUGAUGACGUCGUGCUCCACCCUCCUGGCCCUGGGCAUGAUGCCACUGCUCCUCUACAUCUACUGUCACAGCUUCCCACACCUGCAGAGCGCCGUCCCCUACAAGGAUAUCACGCUGUCGCUGGUCAUGAUCCUCAUCCCCUGUGGCAUCGGCAUCCUCAUCAAUCACUACCGACCCAAGUAUGCCAAGCUUAUCACCACGGUCGGCAUGAUCAUCAUGGUGACAGCCAUUCUCAUCAUCUGCAUAGGCUCUAGUGUGGCAGUCGGUGGCUCCUUGCUCAACUUGUUCUCGCCCCCCCUCAUGGCCACCGCAGCUCUCAUGCCGUUCAUUGGCUACUCUUUCGGCUACAUCAUCUCCUCCAUCUUCAAACUCAAACAGAGGGAGCGCAGGACUGUUGCUAUGGAAACCGGCUGUCAGAACAUCCAACUGUGCUCCUCCAUUCUGAAGCUGGCCUUUCCACCACAAGAGGUCGGCAUACUGUUCCUCUACCCGUUGGUCUACGGCUCAGUCCAGCUGAUGGAGGCGGCGGUGCUCAUUGUGCUCUACAGGUCAUACCGGUAUUAUAAAGAUCACACAGGAGGUAAUCACACACCGAGAACCCACCUGAUAGUAAGUACAUGGCGACUAGUUUACAGACAGAAGACCACAUAUCCAGUUGGGUGUGGGAACUGGGGUCGAAUCCAGUCCACAGUGAUGGAAGUGGGGCGGCAGGUGUUUUGUCUCCAUGGCAUCAUGAAGGACAGAACAGGGCCCUUCAUGUUAUGACCUUCCCCCUGUGGUCAUGACUGGAAGGGCGAUGGUUUCCUCAGGAUGCCAGGGAGCAGAUCAGUUAUGGUGUCUUGGGUGCAGGAAGAAACUCAUCCACUGGUUGCCUCCAAGAUAACAGACGUUCCAUUGGCUGGAGGUGACUGCUCUUCGUACAUACCCUGAGCUGCACGGCUCAGAUGUGCAGGAGUUCUGGAGCUGACCUCGAGAGGGGUUUGGGACAGGCUGGCGGGCAUCAACG
Molecule: messenger RNA, 1908 nt
Organism: Synchiropus splendidus (mandarinfish)
Lineage: Eukaryota; Metazoa; Chordata; Actinopteri; Syngnathiformes; Callionymidae
Gene: slc10a1
Product: solute carrier family 10 member 1
Exons: 6
Coding region: 531-1667 (378 amino acids)
Biological process (GO): bile acid and bile salt transport
Cellular component (GO): membrane
Molecular function (GO): bile acid:sodium symporter activity
Source: RefSeq, a predicted model, not a curated record